Messenger RNA from Anarrhichthys ocellatus (wolf-eel), 4074 nucleotides. RefSeq names its product histone cell cycle regulator a (gene hira). The record is from RefSeq and is a predicted model, not a curated record. Gene Ontology annotation, biological process: chromatin remodeling; regulation of DNA-templated transcription; DNA-templated transcription. The coding region runs from base 167 to 2902 and encodes 911 amino acids. NCBI's taxonomy places the organism in Eukaryota, Metazoa, Chordata, Actinopteri, Perciformes, Anarhichadidae. Gene Ontology annotation, molecular function: nucleosome binding; protein binding. The transcript is spliced from 20 exons. Gene Ontology annotation, cellular component: chromatin; nucleus; HIR complex.
UGACUGAAAUUCGAGAGGAGAGGAGAGGAGAGGCGGGUGGAGGAGAGGAGGGGGGUGGUUCUAGUCAUGAUGGUUGUGUUUCGAUAGAGCAGCAGGACUUUAUAUUACAGUAAAAAUCAAGACCACAGAGAGAACAACAUAAAGUUUCAGAGGGUGAAGUAGUAAUAUGUCUUUAGACUCAGGCAGUGAUGUGUGUGUGUGUGUGUGUGUGUGUGUGUGUGUGUGUGUGUGUGUGUUGGUAGAUGUGAUGGACGUGGCGUGGUCUCCUCAUGACGUGUGGCUGGCCUCCUGCAGCGUGGACAACACCAUCGUCAUCUGGAACGCUCGCAAGUUUCCAGAGAUGGUGACUUGUCUGCGAGGACACACCGGGCUGGUCAAAGGUCUGACGUGGGAUCCGGUGGGGAAAUACAUCGCCUCGCAGGCCGACGAUCACAGCCUGAGAGUGUGGAGGACGGUGGACUGGCAGAUGGAGGCCAACAUCACCAAACCCUUCAACGAGUGUGGAGGGACGACCCACGUCCUGCGUCUGUCCUGGUCUCCGGACGGUCAGUAUCUGGUGUCGGCUCACGCCAUGAACAACUCCGGCCCCACCGCUCAGAUCGUGGAGAGAGACGGCUGGAAGACCAACAUGGACUUCGUGGGCCACCGUAAAGCUGUGACCGUGGUGAAAUUCAACCCGAAGAUCUUCAAGAAGAAGCAGAAGAACGGCAGCGCCCCGAAACCUGGCUGUCCGUACUGCUGCUGCGCCGUCGGCAGCAAAGACCGAUCACUCUCCGUCUGGCUGACCUCUCUGAAGCGCCCCCUGGUGGUCAUCCAUGAUCUGUUCGAUAAAUCCAUUAUGGACAUUUCCUGGACUCUGACGGGUCUGGGGAUGUUGGUGUGUUCGAUGGACGGGACGGUCGCCUACCUGGACUUCUCUCUGGAUGAACUGGGAGACCCGCUGAACGAGGAGGAGAAGAACAGCAUCCACCAGAACAUCUACGGGAAGAGUCUGGCGAUCACCAGCACCGAGGCUCAGCUCUCCACCACCAUCAUCGAGAACCCCGAGAUGCUCAAAUACCAGCAGGAGCGGCAGAGCUCGGCCCAGGCCAACUCGGGGGCGAGCGGCGCCGGGCCCGAGUCCUCGGCCCCCAAACUCAACAGCGUGAUGAACGGAGAGUCUCUGGAGGACAUCAGGAAGAACCUUCUGAAGAAGCAAGUGGAGACGAGAACCCCAGACGGCAGAAGACGAAUCACGCCGCUCUGCAUCGCUCAGCUGGACACCGGGGACUUCUCUCCGGCUCUGUUCAACAGCGCUCCCAUCCUGCCCUCGGGCUCCUCCAUGUCCAACCAGCUCACCUCCCAGCUCAGCUCCGACUCCAGCCCGGGACAGGCCUCUUCUCUGGGCCUGAGGCCCGGCCACGACCCCAUGCUCACCUCGCCUCCAGCCAACAGCGCCGCCAAGGGCCUGGAGGACGGUGUGAAGUCCACUCUGCUGCUCACUUCCGCCUCCAAGAUCGAGCCGAUGAAGGCUUUGGACUCCAGGUUCACAGAGAGAUCAAAGGCCACACCGGGGGUCACCGCCACCAUCUCCUCCAUAGUCGGACUGGUGCCUCUGGACAGCAGGCCAAAGGACGGCAUCUCCGCCCUGAAAGACUUGAAAACCAAAGACGACACCAGCAGCGACAGCGAGGACAAGAUGGCCUCCAUCAACAAGAACCUGUCGUUCAGCAAGAGGAAGCCCGAGCUGCUGAUGGACGGAGGAGAGGGGGUGGUGGAGAAGAGGAAGAAGGGACGGCCCAGGAAAGACAAGAUGGCCGCCCCCACCGCCCAGCCCUUCACUCAGAUAUCUCCUCCAGUGGAGCGGGAGCCCAGCAGGGUGGCGGCUCCUCCGGCUCCUGUAGCUGCUCUCAAACUACCGACACCGAGUAUAAAGAAGGCCUUCAGUCUGCAGGUGAGCAUGGAGCCGUCAGUGUUCCUGGAGGUGGAGAACGAGGUGUCGCUGGUUGCGGGUUCGAAGCUCAGCCAGCUGCGGUGCUCCAGAGACGGACGAGACUGGAACACGCUGCUGCCCAGCUCGGUGGUCACGGCUGCAGGGAGCAGCGACGUCAUCGCCGUCGCCUGCCAGGACAGGAUGUUGUCGGUGUUCUCUUCCUGUGGGCGGCGGCUCCUCCCCGCCAUCCAGCUGGCCACGCCUGCCUCGGCUCUGCACUGCUCCGCCCACUUCGUCAUGGCGCUGACGGCUGGAGCGACGCUGUCCGUCUGGGACGUUCAGAGACAAAAGGCUCUGGUGAAGAACGAGUCUCUGCUGACCAUUUUAUCUGGUGCUGACACCACAGUGUCUCAGUCUCUGCUGACCCAGCAUGGAGUCCCCGUCAUCGGACUGUCCAACGGGAAGUCCUACUGCUUCAGCUCCUCCCUGGAGACGUGGACUCUGAUAGCGGACAAAGGAGACUCUAUGGUCCAGUGUGCGGACUUCAGGAGCUGCCUUCCUUCCCACGAUGCACCUGUGUCCUCGGGGCCGCUGGCUGUCAUGCAGGGACGCAACCUCAACGCCGGUCGGCUGGCAUCCCGCCUGUCCUCCACCCCUCACCACCUGCAGCAGAGCAUGACGCUGGCUUUCCUGGAGAACCAGCUGGCGUCCGCUCUCACCCUGCAGUCGGCGCAGGAGUACCGCUACUGGCUGCUCAUCUACGCCCGCUUCCUCGUCAACGAAGGCUCAGAGCAUCGUCUCAGAGAGCUGUGUAAGGAGCUGCUGGGUCCCGUCCACAAAUCAGCCGCCACAGCCUGGGAGCCCACCACUCUGGGUCUCCGCAAGCGCGAGCUGCUGCGGGAGGUUUUACCCGUCAUCGUGGAAAACCUGCGAUUCCAGAGACUGUUCACCGAAUACCAGGACCAGCUGGAGCUGCUGCGCAACAAAUAACACACACACACACACCUGGACUCAUCAUGGAACCGGUUCGGUUCGUCCCAGCUAAACUCUGACCGCUUUUCCUCGACUUGGGAAGAAUGAAGCGCCGAUCUGGCUGAAAAAAGAAAACGCACAUCCUGAGUGUUUUUGUGAGGAACUUUGUAGAACCGACUGUCCUCAGCUUCUCAAGCGUCGCUCGCCGGGAGGAAGUGGCGCUGCUCCUUUUCUUUUUCUAAUCACGAUCUCAGUUUGAACUUUCAGUCUUUUGUCAUUUGUUUCCUGCUAAAUGUGCUUCUUUUUGCUGAGCUAUACACCUCGCUCUCACUCUCUCUCCCCUGCACUCCUAAUCAUGGACUUAAAGAAGAUGAACUUGAAGAGAGGCGGCGGCAUCAGCAGCUGUGUGAGUCCUCGUCCCUCUGAGAGAGAGCAGACGCAUGAAUCAGAAUGGAUGUAAAGGAGCAAUAUGCUUGUACCAAAGUGAAGUUAAAGUGUAGAAAUAAGCGCACGUCUGAAGGCUUCUAGAGGGCGGAGUCUGUUUUCUGUGCGUCCUUUAAAGCGACAACGCGAAUGCCAAAAUGAUGAGGUCACAGCGAAACAGAUAAUCAAGUUCACAACACCGCUGGGAAGUAGAUUUACAUUCCGAAAUACAGGAUGGACCUCUAGGGGGCGACGGAGAGCAGAAGGGCUCCGUGCAGCUGAUUGGUCAGUCAAAGAGCACUUAAAGAAAAGAAACAGGAAGCGACUGAAGUUGGACUUAAAGAGAGAAACUAAAUAAAUCGGCUAACGUGAACGCGUUGUGAAGAUAUAAAACAGGAAUCUUCAUCUGCAACCAUGUCGACAUCAGUCCCAAGUACGUUGAAGCUAGACGCCAUUUUUAAACCGUUUGACAUCAUGUCGUUGGUCGUUUUAGCUCCUAAAAUCAAAGCUGGUUAAAUAUCCAGACGGUUGUUAAUUCAAACUAUUUCACAAAAUGAGUGUUCGGAUGAAUGAAUUCACAAGUCACAAGGUCUUUAACUCAGAUUGAAUCAUAUUUACUGUCUCUCAGAGAAUGAUUCUCUUCUGAACACAGUUUAAUAUAAACUAGAGUAGUUCUGUGAUACCAGAGAAGCCUCUGCUGCAGCCCAGAGUGUUUCCCUGAGUCUCUGCACCGACCCGAUACCUCGUUAUCGUGUCAUUUAUCAUCU